AUCAACCAAUUGGCACAUACAUGUGCGUGUACUCCAUGGCACGUACAUGAUGAUGAUUUGAUUCACGGGGGCUUUACAUUAGACCUUAUAAACGUUUGAACCUUGGCUCCAGAUCCCCGCAUACUCUAUAGAUCAACGGCCACAAUGCUGCCCUUGCUGGACGGUCUGCGUCUCCCCACAACUAAGGUACUACUCACAACCGAGUCCUUCGCUUCUCGAGUCUUUCCACCACUCGCGUGUAGCCUCGCCACAGCUUUUCUUGUUCUGCUGCCCGGAACGCAGCCAGUCCGGAUUGUGUUGUGGCCCAUCACCGCGAGCCUUGCGUUUCGCGCGGCGACAUCGCUAGACAUGUCCAUGGAGCAACCGGAACUUGCCUUUUUGAAUAUACAGCUGCAAAUAUCCAUGUUUCUUAUUGUAGCACGUACCCUUGAAUGGACGGUGCAGACGAAACCUUUUGUUCGUACGGCUCGCCCAUCGUCAACCGACGUGCCAAAGCGAAAUUUAGUGCUCGACACAAUUGAUUUGGUAUGCAACCUUCGAGGCUGUGGCUGGGACUGGUCGCAGGGACUGUACAUCCCGCCUGAGACACAUCCUACAUCCUCACGAUUGGCCUUUGCUACAUCCGUUCUAGUCUCUGGUCUAAAGCACUUAUUUCUUUCGGGCGUGAUUCACUCUGCCAUGAAGUCUUUCUCUCCAGAUACAUUCGGAUCUCUUGAUGGUGGUACCAUCUUCGACGACUCGCUUCCCCCACACCUCCGUUACUUACGAUCGAGCAUCAUCGCAACGCUAUACGCAUUCAACAUCUACUCAUUACUCCAAGUUGGUUACGAGAUCACCGUAGUCAUCUGCGUAUUGAUAUUGAGGCAACAUCCAGACCAAUGCCCCCCCUCAUUCGACUCUCCCUGGUGCGCCACCUCUCUCAGAGAAUUCUGGAGCCGUCGCUGGCAUCAGUGGUUCCGUCGGAUGUUCAUUUUCUUCGGGGGAAACCCGCUUUAUCUACUCUUUGGGCGUAUCGGGGGCGUCAUGGGCGCGUUUCUCGUCUCUGGGUUUAUUCACCACCUCGUACUACUCCCUUUCGACCCGUCCUCGGAGAUGUGGCGCAUGAUGCUGCCAUUUGGAAUGAUGGGAAUUGGGAUGGUCAUUGAGCGUGCUGUUGCGGGGAAUAAGACAGGUGGCUGGAUGGGAUGGGUGUGGACAAUGUGCUGGCUGGUGUUGUGGGGGAACGUGAUGGUGGAUGGGUGUGCAAGAACUGGGACACUUGGGGGUUCGAACGUGUUUGAUAGUGCGACGCCUGUAAGGCAACCGAUUGAGCGGCUGGUGAGAACGUUUGACGAGUAUCUGCACGCUAUUGGCAGAAAACCGUGAUGGCAGAAAUCUGUAGAUAUCCGGUGGCUGAUAGUACAAUUGUGAGAUACGAGAGCAGCUAGUCCAAUGCAAAUUUCUGAAUGCUAAGAUGACUUCCAUCGAACUACGUAGUCAGUCCCACGCAAAUCGUCUGAAAAUUGUCUGUAUGCUCCAGCACGCCUCCUCAGUGUCGAAGACAGCAGAUUUAAGCCCAAGUCAUUCAAGCUUCAUCGAACUAAAGUCAUCUUUGUCGAAUUUGACUCUACAUAUUGCCACUGGAACAUCGACAUGGGCUCAAGGUCAAGGAACGCGGUGGGCAUCUGCCUGAGGAGCUGUUGGUAGAAUGGUGAAUCUCCGGGUAUCCCAGAUGUGCGCCAUAACUUCUACCAGCAAUGAGGUAGGAUUGAGCUCGGUCGGCUUGGAAUGGGUCGCAGCAAGCUCUAUCUAGCAGUGGGGAACACAAGCG
Suillus plorans is the source of this 1810-nucleotide messenger RNA. RefSeq lists its product as uncharacterized. The record is from RefSeq and is a predicted model, not a curated record. The transcript is spliced from 2 exons. NCBI's taxonomy places the organism in Eukaryota, Fungi, Basidiomycota, Agaricomycetes, Boletales, Suillaceae. Gene Ontology annotation, biological process: lipid metabolic process. Bases 145 to 1365 code for a protein of 406 amino acids.